Molecule: messenger RNA, 3052 nt
Organism: Thlaspi arvense
Lineage: Eukaryota; Viridiplantae; Streptophyta; Magnoliopsida; Brassicales; Brassicaceae
Source: the annotation of a GenBank genome assembly
AUAAUAUUAUUUUUUCCUUAUUUAGUUUUUAAUUAUGCCUCUCCGAGAUUAGUUUUUUUUUGGAUGCUUUCUAAAAUUAUGUGAUUUCUCAUUUGUGCCUCUCCUUCUUUACCAGCAUCAAAUUAGGGUUUUUUUUUGGCGAGUUUUAGGCGAGUGCCCUGAGAUUUAUUGAUUGAGUUCGGGUCUGAGAAGAGAUCGAAUUAGCUCGUAUCCUUCUCCGCCUACUCUUCAUCAUCCUCUGUUCUGCUUCUUUAUUCCACCAUGUUCUGGAAGUUGACUGCUCUCUCUGCUGCUUCACCGGUUGAAUCCAUAUUAGACAAGGAAGACUUCACUUUGGAAGAACUUCUGGAUGAGGAAGACAUAAUCCAAGAAUGCAGAGCUUUGAACAGCCGGCUCAUUAAUUUUUUGAGAGAAAGAGCCCAAGUGGAACAGUUGUUACGUUUUAUUGUUGAAGAAUCUCCGGAAGAUGCUGAUAGCAAGCGUGCUUUCAAGUUUCCUUUCAUCUCCUCUGAAGUCUUGACUUGUGAGAUUGAUGUUAUUCUUAAGACUUUAGUGGAGGAGGAGGAGCUAAUGAACCUACUUUUCUCCUUUUUGGAACCAAACCGUUCCCACAGCGUAAUGCUAGCUGGGUAUUUCAGCAAGGUUGUCAUAUGCCUCAUGUUGAGGAAGACGGUCCCGCUGAUGAACUAUGUAAAAGCCCAUCAGAAUGUUUUCCAGCAACUGGUUGAUUUGAUAGGGAUUACGUCUAUUAUGGAGGUACUAAUUCGGUUGGUUGGUGCGGAUGAUCAUGUGUAUCCCAACCACCUGGAUGUGAUGCAAUGGUUAGCUGAUAGCAAUCUGCUUGAAAUGAUCGUGGAUAAGCUUAGCCCAUCAAAUUCUCUGGAAGUUCAUGCAAACGCUGCUGAAACACUCUGCACUAUUGCUCAAAAUGCUCCAUCGCCUUUGGCUACGAAACUCUCUAGCUCAAGUUUUGUUGCAAGGAUAUUUGGUCAUGCUUUCGGAGAUUCCCAGUCCAAGUCUAGCCUUGUCCACACACUUUCGGUGUGCAUUUCGUUAUUAAGCCCAAGAAGAUCUCUAGUUUCUUCUCCCUUUAUGUAUUCAUUCAGGGGCCAACAAAUGUUUGAGUCUCCAAUUUCUGUGAAUCCGGAGACUAUUGCCACCAUGCUGCCUAGACUUGGUGACUUUGUUGCACUUUUGAACGUAACCUCUGAUGAAAAGAUUUUACCUACAACCUAUGGGCAACUGAGGCCUCCUCUUGGCAGUCAUCGUCUGAAGAUUGUGGAGUUCAUUGCUAUCUUGUUGAAAACGCGAAGUGAAGCUACAGGAAAAGAACUAGCCAGCUCAGGAGCUAUAAGAAGAGUCCUUGAUCUGUUCGUCGAGUACCCAUUUAAUAAUGCACUGCACCAUCAGGUAGAGAGUAUAAUAGUAUCGUGUUUGGAGAGCAAAAACGAGGAGAUUAUUGACCAUCUUCUCCGGGAGUGUGAUUUGAUUGGAAAAAUUCUUAAAACAGAGAAACAGCCAAUCCUUUCUGGUGAUAAUCAGCCAACAAUACCUGCUGUUGGAAAGCAAGCUCCACGGGUGGGAAAUAUUGGUCAUAUCUCAAGAAUCUCAAACAAGCUUGUUCAGCUGUCAAAUAACAGUAACGCGAUCAAGACUUUACUUGAGGAACAUAACGAAUGGAGCGAGUGGGAAGCUAAUGUGUUGCAUGAUCGGAACGCAGUUGAGAAUGUUUAUCGCUGGGUUUGCGGACGCCCAACUGCAUUACAUGAUAGGACUAGGGACAGUGAUGAUGAUGAAGUUCACGACAGGGACUAUGAUCUCGCUGGUUUAGCUAAUAACUUGAACCAGUUUAGAUACAACAACAUGCAAGAGAACAAUGGUGCUGGGGAGGAGCACGGUUCCAAUGACAGAGACGAAGAGGAUGUCUACUUUGAUGACGAAUCUGCUGAAGUUGUUAUAUCAUCUCUAAGGCUUGGUGAUGAACAAGCAAACAAUUUAUUCACAAACUCGAACUGGUUCACUUUCCAAGGAGAUGAACUGGGUGAAAACACAGGAACAGGAGCGAUUCCUACAGAGGAAGCAAUGGAAGAUGUAAGCUUGAAUGAAACUUCCGGUGAUGGAGAUGAAGAAGAAGAUGAGGACUGUUUGAUUACAGAAAGCAAGAACCCUUUCGUAGCCACCACAGCCUCAACCUCAGAAGCAGUCUCUGUAGACAACGUACCUAGAGAUAUCGAGAUUGAUGAAGAUGAGGAUGAAGUGUCGCCGGAAUGGGUCGAACGUGGAGAUUCUUCUUCAUCCGCUGCACAGGUCACAGAAGAUGACGUGAAGAUGUCUGAUGUGAGAAUCCCAAACGGUUCUUCAUCCUCAGAGGGCGAGAUUAGCCCGAGAUCACCUCCUGUGCCUUCGUUGUUUAGCAAAGACGUUGAGUUUGUCGGCGUUGAGCCAGAAGGAACCGAAAGAGCAAUGGAUCAAGCUCUCAAGGAAGGGAUAGUUGGAGAAGCAGGACCAAUGAAGAGGAACAACGCCGCCACAGCUUCACCGGGAAAAGAGAGCUCUGAUGAGAAUAUGCAGCAGGAGUACAACGAUACUAACUACUGGAAGAUCGAUCAAGAAGUGGCUGUUGUUGAAUGAUGUUGACGUGGCACAUGGUUUGUCUGAAAGCUGACGUGAAGUGGCACAUCGUUGUCUGAAUGAUUCUCGAGCAGAAAGGGAAGGUACGUCUGGAAUGUACAGUAAUACUAAGUCAUCUCUUUUUUCCUUUUUUGGAACAUUUUCACCACCAAGUGACUGAUUUGCUCGUUUAGGUUUUCCCUUACAAAUUUGGAUGCUUUUGCUAUAUGCCUGUUAAGGAUUUUAUUUUACUUACUUUGAUAUCACCUUUUUUUGUUAUUACGUUUGAAAGAUUUGAUUAAAAAUUGGGACUCUUUGUUGUAAAAGACUUUCGUGAAGAUUUGCACUUUCUUAGGGGUAAUAAAAACUGAAUUUUAAUGUCUCGGGAUAUGGUUUUGAACUCUCGUUAUUCGUAUAAAUGAUUUCUCCAUUAUUUCAUAUA